GGGGCCGGUGGUGUAGCGGGUCGCCUAGGCUGCACUGGCCGCUGUCGGUGUGAGGUGGACGGGCACUUGUACCGGGUUGACUGCUCGGACCUGGGACUCCUGGAGGCACCGAGAAACCUGAGCGUCUUCACCUCGUACCUGGACCUCAGUAUGAACCACCUGACCGUGUUGACCAGUGGAGGUCUGUCCAGACUGCACUUCCUGGAAGAGCUACGUUUGGCAGGAAACGACUUGACGUGGAUCAAGAGAGGAGCGUUCUCCGGCCUCCACAACCUCAGAGUACUGUGAGUACACACUGAGUACACACUGAGUACACACUGCUGUGGAUCAGUGGACACCACGUCAUCCCUACAAAACCGUCUGGACGCCAACCACAUCUCCAGCGUUCCCGUUGGAUGUUUCUCUGCUCUGGGUUUCCUCCGUCACCUGUGGUUGGAUGACAACGCUCUGACUGAAGUACCCGUGGCGCCCCUCCAGGAUCUGCCCGCCCUCCAGGCCGUCACCCUGGCCCUCAACCACAUCACCCAUGUCCCCGAUGGUGCCUUCAGGAAACUGCGCCACCUGGUGGUGCUUCAUCUCAACAACAACAGGAUCGUCUCCAUGGGAACCAACUGCUUCCAUGGACUCCACAGUUUAGAAACACUAGAUUUGAACUUCAACAGACUGGUGGAGUUCCCUGCGGCCCUUGGUUCCCUCGGCCUCCUGAAGGAACUGAGUUUCCAUAACAACAACAUCAAGUCCAUCCCGGAGCACGCUUUCUCUGGAAACCCGUCUCUGACCACCGUACAUUUCUACGACAACCCCAUUGCCUCUGUUGGUACCUCAGCGUUCCAGAACCUUCCAGAACUUCGGUCGUUGUCUCUGAAUGGAGCAGCAGAUCUGACCCAGUUCCCAGACCUGACAGGAACCAAAAGUCUGGAGAGUCUAACCAUUACAGGGACCCAGAUCAGUUCUCUGCCCCCCACAGUGUGUGAAAACCUCCCAAAGCUGCAAGUACUAGAUCUCUCCUCUAAUCAGAUCCAGACUCUUCCCAGUUUCUCUGGUUGUGAGAACAUCCAGAAGAUUGACCUGCACCAUAACCAGGUGGUGGCGCUCCAGGAGAACACGUUCUAUGGUCUGAAGUCUCUCACCUCUGUUGACCUGUCGUGGAACCGACUCCAGUGGGUGUGGCCAAACUCCCUCUCCUCCCUCCCUGCUCUCACCAGACUGGACCUGUCGUCCAAUCAGCUCACGUCUCUGCCUGUAAACGGUCUGCAGACUGUGACUCACCUGCGAUUGGCUGGAAACGAUCAGCUGACGGAGUUAAUAGACCCGGAGCAUCUGCCCCGAGUCAGGGUGAUGGAGCUCCCCAACGCCUUCCAGUGCUGCGCCUUCAUCUCCUGUCAGGGGGGAGGAGGGGGAGGAGGGGGAGGGUUGGUCUGGGAAAGAGAGGACUUCGCAGGAAGAGACAGCACCGAGGUCUCCAGUCCAGUGGAUCAGAACUGGGACAAAGUUCUAGUGGAGUUCCAUGAAGAACCCAAACCUCAGCACCCGGUCCACUGCACCCCUGCACCAGGUCCGUUCCGUCCAUGUGACCAUCUGUUUGGCAGCUGGUUGGUCCGUGUUGGCGUCUGGGUUAUCGUCGCAGUCUCGUUGGUCAGCAACUGCCUCGUUGUGCUCUCGAUCUUCUUCUCCCCCACCGGUUUGGUCACGCCCCCUAGGCUCCUGAUUGGUCUCCUGGCUGUGGUGAACAGCCUGAUGGGAGUGUGGUGCGGCUGGUUAGCAGCAGUCGAUGCCUGGACCUUUGGGAACUUCUGGAGGUACGGCUCCAGGUGGGAGAGCAGCGUCCUGUGUCGCCUCAGUGGCUCCCUGUUUGUGUUUGCGUCCCAGACUAGUCUCUUCCUGCUAACAGUCGCUGUGCUAGAACGAUACCUGACCUCCAACAGUCGGCACCAACAAAGUCUGACGUCGCACUCUUUCUUCGUAGGUCACUCCUCUUCACAGAUUUUCAUCCGUCUCUCCGUCCUCCUGUGUUUCCUGUUGGGUUUGGCUGUGACUGUGCCUCCCCUAGUGGCAGGCCAUGGUAGCACCUCCCUCUGCCUUCCGCUGGCCUCCUCCUCACCCGGCCUGGCGUCCUCAGUCUUUCUUGUGCUGGUGGACUCGCUGUGUCUCCUGGUCAUGACGAUUGUCUACACCUGUCUCUACUGCAGCUCCCACAGAGCUCCUCCCCCGGAGGAGGAGGCGGCGUUGACGCGUCACAUCGCCUGGCUGCUCUUCGCUGACUGCCUUCUUCUCGUCCCAGUGGCCUUCCUCUCUUCUUCAUCCCUGUUACGCCUCCCAGUGGCCGGGCCAGAAGCUGCAAAAGCAAUGCUACUCCUGGUGGCGCCGCUGCCCGCGUGCGUCAACCCUCUCCUCUUCCUCCUCUUCAACCCAGUGGCCAGAGAGGAGCUGGCAGCACUGGUCAAAUGCCCUGGUGGUGGAGUGGUAAAACUACAAAGACAAGGCCCCACCAACGAUGAAGACGCAGAGAAGCAGUCAUGUGACUCGACCCAGGCCCUGGUCGCACACGGUCGUUCCAAGGAGGAAGAAGAGGAAGAGGAGCGACAAAGAAUUCUGACUAAAUCUCUUCAUCUGGUGCGAUAGUCGAUCACAGAGCCACCGAUCUGACCGGCUGGCCGUCAGGUGGUCCCAGACCCCCGCCCCCCGUGUUGGACCGAUGUUCUGACUUCAGAAGAACCACGCUGAGCUAAUCCAGAAUUUAGAAACAGGCUGGUGAACAACAAUCUUUUGGCUGAUCGUUAGCUAUAUUUUAGUUAUAGUUUUAGUUAUAUUUUGGCUGACUGUUACCUAGUUUGGUCGAGGCUUUUAAUAAAUCAAACAAAUAAAACAUCAAAUAAAUACCAGUGAUCGCAGGAGUUUAUAUUUAAUACCCAGUUGUUUCUGUUUUCUUUCUUUCCUUGUAUUCCCUGAAUAUAUUUAAUUACCUUGGAAACUCAAACCCUCUCCACUCAGAUAAAGUAACCCUGACCUUUGACCUGACCCGAGCCUGAAGGUCAAGUCUGUUUUAUUCUGAUGGUGCAAAAUACUCAAACACGCCACCAAAUGUUCGAGCUAACGCUGUUUACGCCGCCUGUGUUUGGACUGACGGGUCAGUGUGAGAACUGGCGCCGCGGCGUGACUUCUGUCAUCGAGCCUCCAACAUCGAGCCUGUCUGUUCACGGCCCAGUCCGUGUGGGGAGGACCAGAGGUCAAGGAGUGGACCAGUCACAUGACCACAAAGUUACUGAGACGCUGGUCUGGUCUCCUGGACUCAAGGACCACCUGGAAAAGGGUUCAAGGCCCAUGGUCACCAGAUUCACACCGCAGCCCAACUUUGGCCUGUGCUGCCACCUGCUGGUAUAGGCGUUAAAUACAUUUAUUUUUCUGUUUAGUUUAGUUGGUUUAACUGUUUGUUGAUUUAAGAUCAAAUAGUUAAAAAUCCAAACAAAACAAAUUCACAGAAGAUGAACAUUUUAUUUUUUUAAAAACACAAAGUUAGAUAUAAAAACACUUUGAUCUGAUUGGUUAACAGUGGUUUGAGCUUUUGUUAAAUUCAAACCGUCCUCGGAGGAAGUCGGUGAUUUUAGCUCUCGGCCCAGUGCUGCCUCCUGUGGUCGGGUUUUGACCACACACUUCACUGUUGUGUUGGUGUGGGCCGUACGCCUGGGGUUGUGGGUUGAAAUCCAGAUCCGGUUGAAGCUGGACAGAAUGCUGUGUCACAGGAGGAUUAAGACGACUUCCUGUGUGUGACCUGAUCUAGGUCACACACACACACACACACACACACACACACACACACACACACAGAUAUAAUGACAUAACUAUGACAACUGUCUAACUAACCCUAAUCCUAAUCCUAACUUGUCUAACCCUAAUUCCAAACUGAUCCUCGACCUCAAACUGUCUGUCCCUCAGU
Molecule: messenger RNA, 3934 nt
Organism: Cynoglossus semilaevis (tongue sole)
Lineage: Eukaryota; Metazoa; Chordata; Actinopteri; Pleuronectiformes; Cynoglossidae
Product: leucine-rich repeat-containing G-protein coupled receptor 5
Exons: 20
Biological process (GO): adenylate cyclase-activating G protein-coupled receptor signaling pathway; activation of adenylate cyclase activity; positive regulation of canonical Wnt signaling pathway
Cellular component (GO): plasma membrane
Molecular function (GO): protein binding; G protein-coupled peptide receptor activity; protein-hormone receptor activity
Source: RefSeq, a predicted model, not a curated record